AUGUCAAACAGUAGUGAUUUUGGUUCAGAGCAGAGGACCGGGAAUCGAGAGUUUGACAAAAGACUUUUGUCCCAUUCCUCCCUUUCCUCUGUCACUGCUAUCAUCUCUCAAACGCAAAAAAUUGGUGAUUAUGGCAAAUAUCAGAAGUUGAUGCUAUGGUUUGUCUUAUUUCCCGCACAAUUGCCAUAUUUGUGUCAACUCUACUGUCACCUAUUUAUGUCCAUAACUCCCGAUCAUUGGUGUCGAGUGUCAUUAUUGGAUCCAUUUAAUGUGACCGACCAUUUCAAUCGACAUCUAUUUGUGCCUAAAAAGGAUAAUAUCCUGCACAGUUUACAAUACGAACAGUGCUAUGUUUAUAACAUCUCUUACCAGACUCUCGUAGAACAUAGCAUUCAAAUCGGUUGGAUUCCUAACCAGACGUGGCCCAUAAGCAACACGAGGGUCCCCACCCAGAUGUUGUCCUGGCGUGAACCCCUACUGCUAAGUCAGCAAUUAGGCACUCGAGUGAAUGAGUGCACGGAGUGGGGGAGUCCUACCAUCCAUGAGCUCAUCACCAUGAGAUGGGAUCUGGUCUGCGAUCGAGCUUUCAAUCAAAUAAUACCUAUAAUUGGCUUCUUUUCGGGAACCUUCAGUGCCUUUUCGGAGUCUCGAUUGCAUUCAGCACUCGCUUCGAUCUGUUCUGCAUUUUACGAUUUGGUGUCGGAUUCUGUAUCCCAAACAUCGCCUCAAUUCCCAAAACUCUUUGUGACUCUUGAGUUGACAUCACAACAAAAGGGCGCAAAAGUUUUAUUACUGUCUGAGAUGUGGCGAAAUAUCGGUGCUUUGCUUCUGGUUCUGGUCUCGUAUUUGAUCCGAGACUUCAAUCACUUAACUGUUGCCAUAAGCGUCCCAUUCACGUCUCCCAAAUGGCUUAUAAUGAAUGAACGCAUCGAUGAAGUCGAUAAACUGGUCAGAGAUAUCGCUGCAACUAAUGUCACAAUACUUUCCCCUGAUUUCAGUAUUACUUUGCGGUAUCAUUUCGUUUCCAUUUCUUUCGAUUACAAACUCGUAAGAGAAGAAUCCGAGUCGAGUGCGCCCUUCAGUCCGAACUCAAUACAACUCAAACCCAUUCACUCUUUGGGUCUCUCUUUUUGCCUGACUUUCGAUUCAAAGUUCUCGGCAUUUGCUUACUAUAUAUCACUCACUCUAUCACUGACAUUGGAUUCACUUAUUAUAUUAUCGAGUUUUCAGCAUUUGGAUAACAAUCUGGCUAAGAUUGAUAACUAA
Oppiella nova is the source of this 1266-nucleotide messenger RNA. NCBI's taxonomy places the organism in Eukaryota, Metazoa, Arthropoda, Arachnida, Sarcoptiformes, Oppiidae. The record is from the annotation of a GenBank genome assembly.